AUGGAAAAGAAAAGUGCAGAAGACCAUGAAGCAGGGCCACUUCCUUCACCAAGACUCAUUGACAGAUUUAGCUGUUUAAAGCAAGAUGCAUACCAUUCUCCCGAGAGUUUGAGCAAGGGAAGUGAAGAAAGAAGGAUAAGGAAAUGGAGGAAGAUGAUCGGGGUUGGAGGAAGUGACUGGAAGCGCUAUGUCAGGAGGAAACCUCAUGUGGUUAAGAGGCGUAUUAGGAAAGGAAUUCCUGACUGUUUAAGAGGUCUUGUUUGGCAGUUGAUCUCUGGAAGUCGAGACCUUCUGCUGAUGAAUCCUGGGGUUUAUGAGCAACUAGUCAUAUAUGAGACAUCAGCAUCUGAGCUGGACAUAAUCCGUGAUAUAUCUCGCACAUUUCCCUCUCACGUCUUCUUCCAGCAGAGACACGGUCCAGGUCAGAGGUCCCUUUACAAUGUAUUGAAGGCAUAUUCUGUUUAUGAUAGAGAUGUUGGAUAUGUUCAGGGAAUGGGAUUCGUAGCUGGUUUGUUGCUUCUUUAUAUGAGUGAAGAAGACGCCUUCUGGUUAUUGGUUGCAUUGCUAAAAGGUGCUGUCCAUGCUCCAAUGGAAGGGUUAUAUCAGGUUGGGCUGCCACUUGUACAACAAUAUCUAUUUCAGUUUGACCAGUUGGUAAGAGAGCAUAUGCCAAAACUUGGAGAGCAUUUUUCCGGAGAAAUGAUGAAUCCUAGCAUGUACGCGAGCCAGUGGUUUAUUACUGUGUUCUCAUACUCUUUCCCGUUCCACUUGGCGCUUCGAAUUUGGGAUGUCUUUCUUUACGAGGGUGUAAAAAUUGUUUUCAAAGUGGGUUUGGCUCUGUUGAAAUAUUGCCAUGAUGACUUGGUCAAAUUGCCAUUCGAGAAGCUAAUGCAAGCUUUGCGUAAUUUCCCUGAGGACGCCAUGAAUCCGGAUGUGUUGUUGCCAAUGGCCUACUCAAUCAAGGUGUCAGGUCGAUUGAAAGAGUUGAAGCUUGAGUAUGACCUGAAAAACGCUAAGGCGGUUCAACCCACAGAACUCUGCACAAAUGGGAAUAAGUAA
This is a messenger RNA of Linum trigynum, 1059 nucleotides long. NCBI's taxonomy places the organism in Eukaryota, Viridiplantae, Streptophyta, Magnoliopsida, Malpighiales, Linaceae. The record is from the annotation of a GenBank genome assembly.